AUGGUAUCAUCAUCAGAACCUCUUCGCGUGGGCUACGUCCCUGAGCACUUCUCAACACCGCUUCACCUUGCACAAAUCCAUUCAUAUUAUCAAGAUCUCAAUGUGACUUUCCACCCGUUCCCAUCGGGGACCGGCCAUAUGAUCCAAUCCCUCAGAUCUCACGACAUCGACGUAGCGAUCGGUCUAACGGAAGGUUGGAUCGCAGGGAUUAAGGGAUCAAUGAAAGCAGAUUGGUACAAAGUUAUCGGACAAUAUGUCGAUUCACCACUCUGUUGGGCGAUAUCCGCCGGCGCAUCCCGGGAUACAACAGUAGAAGGUCUAAAGGACGGUGGAAAAGUCGGUGUCAGUCGAAUUGGCAGCGGGAGUUACAUAAUGAGCUUUGUUCUUGCUAGACAAAAAGGCUGGAUCCCGCCUACCGGACAAAAGGAACCGUUUGACUUUGUGGUUUUGGAUAAUUUUAAGAAUUUGAGGGAUGCGGUUAACGAUGGGACGGCUGAUGUCUUCAUGUGGGAACAUUUUACAUCAAAGAAGUUUUAUGAUUCUGAAGAGAUCAAGCGGAUUGGAGAGAUUUAUACACCUUGGCCGUCUUGGUUAAUUACCGCACACGACUCUCUGCUACAAGUCAACGAUGCUAGGUUAAGCGCGUUUUUGGAUGGAGUGAAUAGAGGGAUUGCGCAUUUCAGGGAGAAUGUGGAGGAAAGUACCAAGUGGAUUACAAGUAAUUUGGAGUACAGCGACGAAGAUGCGAGGGAGUGGAGGAAGGGUGUGAAGUUUGUAGACGAUGUGAGAAAGGUAGAUUUAGGAAUGGUGGAGAAUGUGAUUGAAAUACUAAAAGAGGCAGGGGUGGUGGAGAAAGGGGAGACUGCAGAUGGCGUGGUUGCGAAUAUCGAGUCUUGA
Molecule: messenger RNA, 897 nt
Organism: Orbilia oligospora ATCC 24927
Lineage: Eukaryota; Fungi; Ascomycota; Orbiliomycetes; Orbiliales; Orbiliaceae
Exons: 2
Coding region: 1-897 (298 amino acids)
Source: RefSeq, a predicted model, not a curated record